Limulus polyphemus (Atlantic horseshoe crab) is the source of this 905-nucleotide messenger RNA. Its product is annotated as dystrobrevin beta-like. NCBI's taxonomy places the organism in Eukaryota, Metazoa, Arthropoda, Merostomata, Xiphosura, Limulidae. Gene Ontology annotation, biological process: synaptic signaling. The record is from RefSeq and is a predicted model, not a curated record. The transcript is spliced from 6 exons. The annotation marks the transcript as partial. Gene Ontology annotation, cellular component: synapse; plasma membrane.
AGUAUGUUUCAUUUGGUUGUAGUUAAUGGGUAACGAAAAUAGCUAUUAGUAUUAAAAUUUUAAAUAGCACUGGAUUCGGUGUGUAGCCUUCAUUUUAAAACACCUUAUUACAAUUGUUUUAAUUUAUUUUACAAAGUUUAUUGGUAUUGAAAGUCAUAAAGUAAAACAGUAAUUAUUAACAAACUUAUGAAAACGGUGAAACACUGGCUGAGUGAAAGUGAAAGGAGUCAAAGGGAAAGUCGAAAUUUAAAGUAAAGAACUUAACGGUGUUUUGAAAGUUGGAAGUAAAAAUGGAUAGCAGUCAUUUUUCAGAUGAUGUCAGUUCUGGAUCUCGGAGUACUAGUGACUUCUCAAGUUUGUUAGCCGAGAUGAAGGCUCAGAAUUUUGAUGUCAUCAGAUUUGCAACUUACCGCACAGCUAGUAAGUUACGGUUUAUUCAGAAGAAGACAAAUCUUAGCCUGCUUGAUAUCUGGAACAUGAUUGAAACCUUCAGGGAGAACAGCUUGAACACACUGGAACCUCGGAUGGAAAUUAACAUAUCUCGACUGGAAACAUUACUAUCCUCACUAUUUUACCAGCUUAACAAACGAUUACCAGCUAAUCACCAGGUGGACAUUGAUCAAUGUACUUCAUUGUUGAUGAGCUGGAUUCUGUUGAUGUAUGAUCGGAAAGACACUGCAAAAGUAAGAGUGUUUUCUGUGAAGAUUGCUCUAAGUACUAUGUGUUCCGGGAAACUAAUGGACAAACUUCGAUAUGUGUUUUCACUUAUUUGUGAUGUCAAUGGCCAUAUGGUGUACAGUAAGUUUGUAGAUUUUCUACGAGAGGCUUUGGCUUUGCCUUGUUCAGUGCUAGAAUCGCCAACUUUUGCGUACAAUGACAGUUUACCUGGAACUGUAUUUGAUGGG